This is a messenger RNA of Linnemannia hyalina, 2382 nucleotides long. The record is from the annotation of a GenBank genome assembly. Lineage: Eukaryota; Fungi; Mortierellomycota; Mortierellomycetes; Mortierellales; Mortierellaceae.
AUGCUGUCGGCUCACUGGAGGCAUGUCAAACCAACACAGACAGCCACCGCCCUCCGUGUCGGACGCUCAUUCGGACAGCUCCGUCUCUCAUCAACGGCAUUUGAGAAGCGUGCACAAGCAUUCACUCAGGAGAGGACGAGACAGGCAGAGCAACAACUGAAGCUGAGCAGUGGUAUCCAGCAACCCUCAAUUGAGAUCCUGUUCCCGGACGGGUCUAAAAAGAUUGGAUCUGCAGGAACCACAACCCCCCUGUCGAUCGCCCAAGGCAUUUCGGGAAAGUUGGCGAAAACCACAUUGAUUGCUCAGCUGAACGGGAACACAUACUGGGAUAUGACUCGGCCACUUGAACAGUCAUGUCAGUUGGAAUUGAUCCCUUUCCAGGAGAACAAUGAUCGUCUCACCAACCUGUUCUGGCACUCGUCUGCCCACGUUCUCGGCAUGUCUCUCGAGGCCAAAUACGGCUCGCGGCUACUUCUCUGCGACGGACCUGCGAUCAAGCAAGGAGGAUUCUUUUACGAGUUCCUGUUGGCAAAGCAGGACCAGGACCCCUCUGUCUCUGUAGGGGAACUCUUGCAACAAAACUAUCCAUCGCACCAGUUCUCCAAGGACGAGAUUGCCGACAUUCAACGUAUCAUGCAACAGUUUAUUGCUCAACGACUGCCCUUUGAACGACUCUCGGUCUCUCAGCAGUUCGCCUACGACCUCUUCCCCGAGAAUAAGUUCAAGCAGCACUUUAUUGGCAACAUCCCUAAGGACAGCGAGAUUACGCUCUACAAGUGUGGACCCUUUGUCGAUCUCUGCCGCGGACCCCAUGUUCAGCACACAGGACAGCUGCAGGCCAUGGAGAUCUUGAGGACUUCGAGCGCCUACUUUAUGCCAGAGCUGGAUCGGGAUCCAAAGUCGCCUCAGGCGUUGACAAGGAUGUACGGUAUCGCCUUCCCGUCCCCCAAGGAGCUGAAGCAGUGGCACCACCAGAAGGCAGAGGCUGAGAAGCGUGACCACCGUAUCAUUGGCAAGAACCAAGGGCUCUUUGCUGUCCAUCAAGCCAGUCCCGGAUCCGCCUUUAUGCUCCCCCACGGAACCAGGAUUGUUGAGCGAUUAAUGAGAUUCAUGAGACAACAGUACCGUAAAUACGGAUUCGAGGAGGUCAUGACGCCGUUGAUGUACAAGAAGGAGCUUUGGGAGACGUCUGGACAUUGGCAAAAUUACAAGGAUGACAUGUUCCAGGUGCAGAGGGGAUGUGACCAUCAGCAUCAUCAUGGCCACGAACAUUCUCAUGGACAGGAAGGCGAAAGCAGCAAGGAAAAGGCGCCCUUGGCGGAGGGACAUGAUGAGGUGUUUGGACUCAAGCCUAUGAACUGCCCAGGACACUGUCUGAUCUUUGACAUGUCGACGCGAUCGUACAAGGACCUACCCACCCGCUAUGCCGACUUUAGUGCCCUUCACCGAAACGAGUCAACGGGAUCAUUGACGGGAUUGACGCGUGUUCGCCGUUUCCACCAGGAUGACGCUCACAUCUUUUGCACACGGGACCAGAUCUUCCAAGAGAUUCGUUCUACUCUGUCCUUUGUCGACACUGUCUACAGAACUUUUAAGUUCCCCUCCUACGAACUCGCCCUUUCAACCCGCCCCCUUUCAAACUUUCUCGGAUCCGUACAGGAAUGGGACGCAGCUGAGGAUUCCUUGCGCAAGGCCUUGGAUCAGUCAGGGAUGGAUUGGAGUAUUAACGAGGGCGACGGUGCAUUCUAUGGACCCAAGAUUGAUAUCCUGGUUAGGGACGCCCUGGGCCGGAGACACCAGACGGCGACAAUUCAGUUGGAUUUCCAGUUGCCACAGCGGUUUGGGCUCCAAUUCUAUGAUCAGCAAGGCGAGAAGCAGAGUCCGGUGAUUGUCCACCGUGCUGUGUUGGGGAGUGUGGAGCGGAUGAUGGCGAUUUUGAUUGAGCAUACGGGUGGGCGGUGGCCGUUUUGGAUCUCCCCCCGGCAGGCGAUGGUUGUCCCCGUGUUUGGUGGAAAGGCUGGGUUGGAGGAUGAGGGUGGCGAUAGUAGGGGGUCGUUGACAGAGUACGCAAGCCAUGUGCGUGAAACGUUGUCGAAGGCAGGUCGUAGCCCUAUCGACAAGCGGGACCCUGACGAGGUGGAUCCAGUUGUGAGGAUGGACGACAAGCACUACUUUGUGGACAUUGAUCAAUCAUCAGGGACGCUGAACAAGAUGGUGCGGGAUGCGCAAGUGGCCCAGUAUAAUUUCAUUCUUGUGAUUGGCGAGAAGGAGAAGGAGCGGGGUACGGUCAAUGUGCGGACGAGGGAGGGGGAGAGGCUAGGCGAAAUGACGAUACCCGAGGUUUUGAAGUUGUUCCAGGAACGCGAGGAUAAGUUUUUGUAG